UUUCAUGAAUUAUUAGAAGGGGGAAGAGAGCAAAGAUCUCAACUCAACUCUCAUGCCAAUUUCCUCUUCUGUUGGGAGAGCUUCCAACCAUGGGAGAUGAAGAAAACCAUAAUUUUAAAGACAUAUUUCGGAGACUCAGAAAACCCUAGAGUUGAGCUUUUGAGUUUCAACGCUCUCAUGGAGUUCUUUCUUGGGAAAUUCCCUCUGUUUUCCCCAGUUAAUUGAAGGGAUUUUACAGGGGAAUGAACGUCUUUUUGCCUGGUUUGAAGCUUCUGAUUUCUGAGACCCUUUCAAUGGAGAAGAGUUGCAAAGAAACCAGAAAUAUCUUCAACUCAAGAUAAUCCUUCAGUUUGUAAGCAGUGUUAACUUCACCGGCAGGUUGAAUCACGUGUACACAGUGCCAAUUUCAUUUACAUGCAUAUGGCGAAAUCUCACUGGCCUUACUUCGAUCCCGAGUAUGAGAACCUUAGCCAAAGAAUCAACCCUCCAAGGGUGUCAUUUGAUAACACUACAUGCAGCGACUGUACUCUGGUGAAGGUGGAUAGCGCUAACAAGCCAGGCAUACUACUGGAGGUGGUGCAGGUGCUUACAGACAUGGACCUUAUCAUCUCCAAAGCAUACAUUUCCUCUGAUGGUGGAUGGUUCAUGGAUGUUUUCCAUGUCACUAAUCAAAUGGGACAGAAAUUGACUGACACCAAAACCAUGGAAUAUAUUGAGAAGGCCUUGGGUGCAAGGGGCACAACAUGUGCCACUGAGGUUCGGACAUGGCCAGGUAAGCAAGCAGGUGUCGCAGAGUCCAUUGACGGGGGCCCCACCGCCAUCGAGUUGGUGGGGAGCGACCGCCCAGGCCUCCUCUCUGAGAUCUCAGCCAUUCUCGCAAGUCUUGACUGCAAUGUGGUGGCUGCAGAGGUGUGGACCCACCGCACUCGCAUUGCUUGUGUUGUGUACGUGACAGACAGUACUACCUCUCGCCCAUUAGAUGACCCAGCACGCCUCGCAGCAGUUGAAGAGCAACUUCGUAAUGUGUUAAAGGGGCGUGAUGGAGACAGGCGAAGUGCACGCACCAACUUCUCGUUGGGGUUCAUGCAUACCGAUAGGCGACUGCACCAGAUGAUGUUUGCGGACCGUGAUUAUGAGGAGGAAGGGGAGGAGGAAGAGGCUCCUUUGGUGAGUGUGGACACAUGCGGAGAGAGGGGGUACUCUGUGGUGAAUGUGCGGUGCAAGGACCGGCCAAAGCUCCUAUUUGACACCGUGUGCACGCUUACAGACAUGCAUUAUGUUGUUUUCCAUGCCUCCAUUGUCUCACAGGGGCCACAUGCCCUACAGGAGUACUACAUACGCCACAAGGAUGGAUGCAUUCUUGAUGGUGAUAGUGAAAAGCAAAGGGUUAUUAAGUGUCUCGAAGCUGCCAUUCAACGAAGAGUUUCAAAUGGACUCACACUGGAGAUGUGCGCCUCCGAUAGAGUGGGCUUACUGUCGGAUGUCACCCGUGUGUUUCGAGAGAACGGGUUGUCUGUGACGAGGGCCGGUGUGACGACGAUCGGAGGCAAGGCAAUGAACGUGUUUUACGUGAGGUAUGCUUCCACUGGUGAGCCAGUGGACACCAAGACCAUUGAGGCCUUGCGCCGAGAGAUCGGCAACGCCAUGCUCCUCAAUGUGAAAAAUCUUCCUGCAUCUGCAAAGCCAUCGGAUUCCAAUGCAGAUGCGAAAUUUCGAUUCUCGUUCGGAAGCUUCUUUGAACGGUUCUUGGCAUGAUAAAUAUGGCAAAAUUGAAUGAUGAUAAUAUUGUAUAUAUGUAUAAAACCCACUAUGACUUGUGUGUUUCAGACACCAUUAUCUCUUUACAUGGGUGAGAAAAAAGAUGAUUGAACAUGUAA
Amborella trichopoda is the source of this 1877-nucleotide messenger RNA. It is a transcript of the gene ACR3, whose product is annotated as ACT domain repeat 3. Lineage: Eukaryota; Viridiplantae; Streptophyta; Magnoliopsida; Amborellales; Amborellaceae. The record is from RefSeq and is a predicted model, not a curated record.